AUGGCGGAUGCAGCUCCCCGCCGCGCCCACAUCCGUCCAAAGCAUAUCGCCGUAGCGAAUAAACGGCGCGCGUCAGGCCAAAUAGUGAUGGGAGGCGCGAUACUGGACAAGGCGGGGAACAUGGUCGGCUCCGGCAUGGUCCUCAGAGCGGAGACGGAGGAGGAAGCGUGGGCGGUGAUCAAGGCGGAUCAUUACUGGGCGAACAACGUCUGGGAUAAGGAGAAGAUCAUUGUUAGGCCGUUCAGAAUCAAUGGGCUGCCUCAGGCACAGGCGAAGCUGUGA
Molecule: messenger RNA, 282 nt
Organism: Dacryopinax primogenitus
Lineage: Eukaryota; Fungi; Basidiomycota; Dacrymycetes; Dacrymycetales; Dacrymycetaceae
Exons: 3
Coding region: 1-282 (93 amino acids)
Source: RefSeq, a predicted model, not a curated record